Messenger RNA from Dreissena polymorpha, 1279 nucleotides. Its product is annotated as transmembrane protease serine 3-like. The transcript is spliced from 8 exons. NCBI's taxonomy places the organism in Eukaryota, Metazoa, Mollusca, Bivalvia, Myida, Dreissenidae. Bases 140 to 1162 code for a protein of 340 amino acids. Gene Ontology annotation, biological process: proteolysis. Gene Ontology annotation, molecular function: serine-type endopeptidase activity. The record is from RefSeq and is a predicted model, not a curated record.
UACCAGACUCUAUUUCGGUCGUCGAAAAUUUAGAACAAAUUCCAUUUUACUAUCUGUGAUAGAGAAUUUUUAGGUUGUGCCGUUUCUUUUCUGUUCUUUCUCUUAUUAACAACACGCGUUGUUCGGCUAUACAAACGAAAUGUUACAUCGUUUGAUUGUCCUGUGCGCAGUGGCAUAUUUAGCAAAUGCCAACAUUUGCACGGAGCAACUCAGGGGUCAAUGCUAUGACCUUUUUACCGGACUCAACGGUGGCUGCACCCCCGGUCACGUUUACACAUACAGCUAUUGCGGGAUCUUUCAGAUGUGCUGCUACUACCAGCAGACUGGUGUCGUGACCGUGCCCCACGUGACACAGCCGCACAUUACUGCUGCUCCCACGGUUCAUACCGGCCCGGUAGCCCCCGGCCAAUGUGGUCAUACGUCCGUUGGAACGACGGCAAACAAGAUUGUUGGAGGCAGAAUCGCGCAACACGGCGAAUUCCCAUGGCAGGUGUCAAUUCGGUACAUGGGUCAACACGUGUGCGGUGGUACCCUCGUGUCUGACACGUAUGUCGUCACAGCAGCCCACUGCUUUGAGGAUCUAGGCACGUACGCCACUCAAUGGACCAUCGGCGUGGGUCUGCAAUACCACGUGUCAAACUCUCCUAACAACGUGAUCCACGUUAGUCGCGUUACGCCUCACGAACGCUUCAAUCAACGCACCAACGAAAACGACAUCGCAGUGAUCAAGUUGAGCAAACCUAUCGACCUCACUGGACCGUACACCAGAGCCGCCUGUUUGCCUGAGAGUUCCGACCAGUUCGUAAAUGACGUCUGCACAGUUUCCGGAUGGGGUGCAACAUAUUACGAUCCAAAUGGCCGAGCACCUGUCACUGACCAGCUCGAGUACGUGAAUUUAAGAACCAUCAGCAACACGGACUGCACGUAUUACCUUGGUUACGGAAGUAUCCAUCCCAGCAACAUCUGCGCAGGCGCAACAUCAACUGGAGGCCAGGACGCUUGUCAGGGUGAUUCCGGUGGCCCGCUCGUAUGCAAGCGAAGCAACGGUUGGGUGCUGACCGGCGUGGUUAGCUGGGGAGAUGGCUGCGGAAAGGCGAGAAGGCCCGGUGUGUACACCCGCGUGACGUCGUUCCUAGACUGGGUCCGCUCUCACAUGUAUUAAAGGAGUCGAGGGGCUUACGGGCAAAUAUGAACAGAUCUAAGACAACUCGCCGGGAAUCUGAUGUAUUUGUCAUCGUCCCCAACCACCUGUAUUAUUGCUUAAUAAAAUAACAACAUA